This is a messenger RNA of Triticum aestivum (bread wheat), 1347 nucleotides long. RefSeq names its product 2-oxoisovalerate dehydrogenase subunit beta 1, mitochondrial. The record is from RefSeq and is a predicted model, not a curated record. The coding region runs from base 273 to 1115 and encodes 280 amino acids. The transcript has 9 exons. Lineage: Eukaryota; Viridiplantae; Streptophyta; Magnoliopsida; Poales; Poaceae. Gene Ontology annotation, biological process: branched-chain amino acid catabolic process; response to nutrient. Gene Ontology annotation, cellular component: oxoglutarate dehydrogenase complex.
UGAAUGAAAAACGUCUGAAUCUCUCCCACCUCACUCCCCCCUCCCCCCCGGGCUCUCUCCGCUCAUCCCCAAACCCAAUUCCUCCUCCAGUUCCCAAAUCCCGGCGAGAACCACUGCCGAGCAGCUGCCGGCCUCGCCCCUCCCUUCCCCAGAUCGGCCGGUUCUCCCGCGAGCUCCCGUCCGCCACCACCCAGCAGAAUCCGUCACCAGGUAAGCCGUCCUCAUAGGAGAGAGCGGCGGCGAAGAGCCCGCUUCCCCUUCGUGAGGCUUCGAUGGCCACGAGAGCUUUAAGGGAGGUGGCGGGGAGGAGGAGCGCCGGAGCGGCGGGGAUUGGCGGGAGCAGACGCUUCUCCGACAGCGCCGCCGCCGCCGCCGCUGCUGCUCCGGCGGGGGCGGCGGAGAGGGGAGAUGGGGGAGGGGGGAAGGCGGUGAACCUGUUCACCGCCGUCAACCAGGCGCUCCACAUCGCGCUCGACACCGAUCCGCGCUCUUAUGUCUUUGGAGAGGAUGUGGGUUUUGGCGGCGUCUUUCGCUGCACAACAGGGCUAGCUGAUCGAUUUGGGAAACAAAGAGUAUUCAAUACACCACUGUGUGAACAGGGUAUUGCCGGAUUUGCUAUUGGCUUAGCAGCAAUGGGCAAUAGAGCUAUUGCUGAAAUCCAGUUUGCAGAUUAUAUCUUUCCAGCAUUUGAUCAGAUCGUCAACGAAGCAGCUAAAUUCAGAUACCGAAGUGGAAAUGAAUUUAACUGUGGAGGUUUAACAAUUCGAUCUCCAUAUGGUGCUGUUGGACAUGGUGGUCACUACCAUUCACAGUCACCAGAGGCUUUCUUCUGCCAUGUUCCUGGCCUGAAGGUUGUCAUACCUCGAAGUCCACGUGAGGCCAAGGGACUGUUGUUGGCCAGCAUUCGUGACCCAAACCCGGUCAUCUUUUUCGAGCCAAAGUGGCUGUACCGUUUGUCUCUUGAAGAAGUUCCUGAGGGGGACUAUAUGCUGCCUUUAUCUCAGGCAGAAGUGAUUCGCAAAGGAAGUGAUAUAACACUUAUUGGUUGGGGAGCUCAACUUGCAGUGCUGGAACAAGCAUGUGAAGAUGCUUCAAAGGUCAAUUAUUCACGCUAGUUCUUAAAUGCAAAAUUCAGUUAAUGCUGUUAGAAAUAUUCCAUUAGCAGUGUGUCAGGUACUUGGUAAGGGGAACCAGUAGAAGACUUGUAGCAUUUUUCCAUGCCGGUUCGUUGUGUAAAACCAAGAAUAUUGUUCACUUUGCUGUCCAUUUGUUCCUCAUAUAUUCGUCCUCGACUAUUUGUAUGUAUCUUCCCCAUAAUAUAUUUUUUAGAUAUUUCUUACCCCAUUA